CUCCCUCUACAGAAAUCGUCUUGGAAGCAAUGAAGAAUGCAAGAAACUAAAGCGCGGAACCAAGUGGUUGGUAGGUUUUCGCUCUUCCCAAUUCUUCAUGCUAUGGACGAUGGCUUGGCGGUGUAAGAUAUAAGUAAAGAGGAAGGGCUUUAACACGACCGGAUAUAUUUUGGACAAGUCCGUUAGAACCGGUAUGUGGCAAUGUGGAGUGAGAGGAGCAACUCACAGGAAAGAAUUAUCUGCUAUCGAUAUGAAGCUUUGGUCUAGAAACAUCCAAGCUCGAGAGCAUUUGAUUCCCCAACUUCGCAAUACUUCAAUGCUAGAACGGUACUUACGUCAAAAACUACGCAUUAAUUAGAAUAAUAAAUCAAUUGCAGACAUUUUCCUACCCUCGAACACACGCACACAAAGAGCAGCUAUUAAUAGUACACGUUUGUUAAGUAGUAAAAAUAGGCCAGCCCGUCAAAUGCUAUAAUAUUCAGUUACCACAUCGUCUGGUCAUUUAUAGUGGCCGCGACGCAAUAGAAGAAGCCAACCGACUCGUCUAAUUUUAUCAGUCCAACAAUGCCCGUACACCGUAGCGAAAGCGAUCCUGCUCCUCUAGUGCCUUCAAAAGAAACCCAUUCUGCAGGUGGUCCCUUUGGUGACUCCCCAAAAGUGCAUCACGUAAUCCAAUUAACGUGUUCGACCAGCCCGCGCUCGUCAUAUACCUCAGAAGAACUCACCGGCAAAAGUUUCAUUUUCAUUCCUACCAGAAGCCCGGGAGAGCUUUUUUUUUCUAGGACUUGCCAGGUUGGUCGGGAAGCCUGCUAAUGCAAUACUGACGUUGAUUGACACGGCCCACUUCGGCCCUUUGGACCGACGAACACGCAGUACGGAACGAUACGCUGAUUGAAAUCGAAACCAAGCACCAUGCGCCAGGUCAGGGACAUGGAAAAAAUGAACAGUUUCGGGACAAACAAAUUAAAGGCAAGGUUUCGUGAUUUGGAGUUCAAUUGUCGGGGUCGGGAGUCUAUCGGGAAUAUCCCGCAGUGGUGGUGUUGCGCUUAUUGUAAUUAAGCGCACGAUUUCAUGCUUCGUACGAAAUUUUUUGAUCGACAUCGGUAACCUUUUCCCGACAAAGUAUCACGCGAUUGUUUGAAUAAUUGUUCUACCUAUACGUGGCGGAGAUGUGCGAAAGGAUAUUUGAAAGCGAACUGAUUUAUCAUGGCCCCUGAAUGUAGGCAAAAAGGCUCACAAAUCAUCCGUGUUAAAGUGUGCUAAACGUGAUCCGAAACAGGGUGGUAAUUAAAUCACGUACUUACUUUGUACGAACAGGCUAGGUGAGUGUGUCAGAUUGCCCUUGUGUGGCCGUGAGAGGCGGAUUUUUAUGACACAUAACCCUUUGAAAACAAUAGUGUCAGAAGGACAGAAUUCCUAAAUUCCAGAAGCUCUUAAGAAUGUAAGUGUCACCCAAUAUCUUCAGGACGCCUUAACUAUUGUGACGGUAUGAAGUGAGAUCUAUGUUUUUAGGAAAAAAAACUAUUCAACACUCCACCUUCCCUCUAACGACACACACAACAACAUGAGGAAAGUGAAAUCGAUACUGCAUGUGGCAGGAACUGGUGCUAUUUAUGCAGCAAACAUUACUCUACCCACCGCAUACGUAUAUACCCGGGUAUUCUGCUUCUCGUCUUUCAUACCGAUGGAUCGAUGAAAUCUUUUCCGCCGGCGACUGGAUGGCGCGAUGAAUACAGAGUGCCUCCUCGUGGUUAUUGGAUAUUUGCAGACAAGGAUAAGAUAGAAUAUGAAAAUUUGACACCAUCAUGAGGGUUCCCCGAUGUGCAACGAUGGUAUGUAUCCGUUGACAAAGGCAUUGACAUAUAGUACGUCCUCAAACAUCACAUCAUAUUGGCUUGAAUAUUCCGAAGUGUUUGGCAAACUUUUGCAUAUAUUCUUCUCACACUCAAAAAACUACCGUCUCAUCUACUCUUCCACGAUCAGCUGUUCCGGCUGAAAGAAUGAUCAAUCUGUUAACCUCUGAGACAUUGGCGAUAAGAUAACGCAUACCACGCUGGACGCACCGAUAACAUUCCAGUAGUACUUCCACAACCUCCAGUAGUAACAAUCAGUCGGACGAGGAAACGACGUGCAAGUCAUCACAGCACUCUUGGUAGUGCCUGCUGUACUUACGGUAGGCCUGUUUUGUAGCGAAUUGAAUAAAUUACGCUUACAUAAAAUACACACCUUACCCUCUGGGUAAGCAAUCAUAUGCAGUUUCGCAUCUAACAAUCAGUACUACUGAUAAAGCAUAUCGAGAAGCUGCCCGUUUGUUUUACACGCUAUAAAGUGUACCUUUUAAACACCCAGGCGAUUUAGUUUCGUUUCUACUGUUCGUCUGUGAAGUCUGUGCGUCAUAUUCAUCAAGAUGGCGUCAAGGCAGAGUGUAGUAAAACUAGUGACCUUGUGUUUGCUUGUAACCCUGUGCACGCAAGCUACCUGCUAUAAGAUAUUGGGUAUCAACACUAGCCCUAGCCGAUCGCAUGUGAUCGUACAGGAUGCACUAAUGAAGGAGCUGGCACGUCGAGGACAUCAUGUCACAAUGGUGAGCCCGUAUAAGGAGUCGGAACAGGUACCAAACUAUCGGAAGAUUACGGUACCGAUGGAUCCGUGGGCAACAGAUUUCACCAAAACCAUCUUCGGAACCACGAACUCACGCUGGGCAAUGCUCCAGCUUUUACCUGAGAUGCUACGAUUUAGCGUCGUGCCAGUCAAUAAAACGCUACGUUCGCCAGAGUUCCAGAGCCUGAUGAAAGAACCUGAAAGAUACGAUCUAGUCAUAACUGGUAUCAUGAGUGAUGCUGUGUUUGGUGUUAGCCAUAUAUUAAACUGUCCCACCAUAAUCGUUUGCCCGAAUGCACCCAUGGCGGUUGUGAACUCGUUGGUUGGCAAUCCAACACCGAUCUCCACCAUCCCGAACAUGAUGCUGGGUCUAACAAACCCGAUGACAUUUAUGGAACGGUUGGCGAAUCUUGCCGGGUUUCUGUUUGACGAAGCUUUUGCUACGAUGUGGAAGUAUUAUCAGCGGAAAAGUUACGAAGAGCUAUUCCCACCGGGUCAAUACCCUUCAUACGAUGCGGUACGACAGAAUGUUUCGCUCGUAUUCUUGAAUCAUCAUUUCACCAAAGGUUCUCCCCGGCCGUAUGUGCCAGCGAUGGUGGAGGUUGGUGGUUUACAGAUUAAAGACAAGCCUUCUCCACUACCCGAAGAAAUUCGCCUGUGGAUCGAAGGAGCAGAGAACGGAGUCAUUUUGUUUAGUCUUGGAACGAAUCUACUCAGCUCCUCCAUACCGACAGAAAUGUUGAGCGCUAUUCUGGAAACGUUUCGUAACAUUAAGCAACGGAUUAUCUGGAAAUGGGACACACAGGAUAUGCCAAACAAACCAGCUAACGUGAUGUUAACAGAUUGGCUACCUCAGGACGAUAUUCUUGCGCAUCCAAACGUUCAACUGUUCAUCACACAUGGUGGGUUGGGUGGUAUUGCUGAAGCAUUGUUCCACGGUGUUCCACUGGUUGGCAUUCCAAUGUUUGGUGAUCAACCAGUAAACCUGGCGCAGGUGGAAAAGGAAGGCUGGGCCUACGUGUUACAGUAUACCGAACUGACACAGGAAUCAUUUUCGAAAGCAGUCAAUGAGGUACUGCAUGAUCCACGAUACCGGGAGAAUGUACAACGGUUGUCACUGUUGUUCCGGGAUCGUCCACAAAGUGCCAUGGAUACCGCCGUUUUCUGGACAGAGUAUGUCAUACGACAUAAAGGAGCUCACCACCUGAGAUAUCCCGGUGCGGACAUGAACUUCUUGCAGCGUCAUUCGUUAGAUGUGUUAGGAUUCUUGGCAUUACUGACGGUAGCGAUCUUCAAGUUGAUCUCAUUCAGUUGCCGAUUGUGCUGUAGAAGAAGGGUGAUAAAACUGAAAAAGCAAUAGUCUCUAAAUGAUGUUUCAUUGUUUAAAAAGCCUAAAUAAGCAUUUUGCCAUAAAAUACAUCGAGAAGGAAUGGAUAAAAAUUCGUAAAACGAUAACAACGUGCCUGUUUCACAUUCAAAAUGUCUUUCAAAAUGCAACAAACGGAUAUGCUUAGCAUUUAGAUUUAUUAGCACAUGCAUAGCGCGCCAUCAAUCGUGAAAUGAAAACUUAAUUUUAUUCUAUGACAAA
Messenger RNA from Anopheles funestus (African malaria mosquito), 4189 nucleotides. Its product is annotated as UDP-glycosyltransferase UGT5-like. The transcript has 3 exons. Lineage: Eukaryota; Metazoa; Arthropoda; Insecta; Diptera; Culicidae. Gene Ontology annotation, molecular function: UDP-glycosyltransferase activity. The coding region runs from base 2408 to 3961 and encodes 517 amino acids. The record is from RefSeq and is a predicted model, not a curated record.